Rodentolepis nana is the source of this 1524-nucleotide messenger RNA. The record is from the annotation of a GenBank genome assembly. NCBI's taxonomy places the organism in Eukaryota, Metazoa, Platyhelminthes, Cestoda, Cyclophyllidea, Hymenolepididae.
AUGCCCUUCCCGGCCAUCUGGUCCGUAUUCUUCUUCUUCAUGCUCUCCACUGUUGGCAUGGGCUCCCAAUUCGCCAUCGUUGAGACAGUUAUGUCUGGUGUGGAGGAUGAACUUCGACGACUCGGAGUGCUCACUAAGAACUACCUCAAAUAUGCCUUUCGCUGUUCUGUCUCCAUGAUCAAAUUUACUCUCUGCCUCCUCUACCUUCCAAAAUACUGCCACCAACAGGAGAACAAGGGUGGUGUUGAAGUGCAUUUUUCCUUUGAUUAUGGAGUGGGGGGUAAAUUUGGUAACUCAACCUUAUUUGCCCAAAUGAGCACUUUCUGUGUUUUUUUCCGCUGUAGAAUCGGCCUAUGUGCAGUAAGUUGCCUACUUGGAAUACCGAUGGUGUGUCCGGGUGGAUAUUUCCUCCUCUUCCUUAUCGAUUCGGCCAUGUCCGGUUAUCCUCUCAUGUUCAUUGGCGUUGUGGAAAUCAUUAUCAUCUGUUACUCCUAUGGCAAAAAGGAAAAGAGGCUUAUCUCUCAAAUUAUUUAUCAUUUUCAAUUAGGACUCAAGCAAUUCCGUAAGGAUAUUGAACUGAUGAUCAAUGCUCGACCAAACUGGUAUUGGCGAAUCUCUUGGCUCAUAACAACCCCUGGAAUCUCCGUCGCCCUCAUUAUAUUCCUACUAGUAAGUAGCAAUGUACUUCAAUUGGACAACUACAUCUAUCCACAAUGGGCUCAAUCCUUGUAUCAUCUCACAUCUUGCUUCCCUAUCCUCUGCAUUCCGUUUUGGUUUCUGUACAAGUACUGUCGAGAAGGUGGCUGGAUUCUUUUCAAGGAGUUCCUCAAACCGGUGAAUGAAUGGGGUCCGGCACAAGAUGAACAUAGAGCGGAAUUUAUCUCAAUGAUCCGUUCGAGUGACUCCCUGCGUCAUAAUGCCAGUGGUAGUCAAAUGUGCAUCAGCAGUUCGUACAUCCCACCGGGGAUCGGCGAUCCUGAAAAUGGAUUCUCUGGGGGCGACAGUGUUGGUCGCAAAAAACGCGUAAUGAUUGGAAAUAGUAGUGUGGCGUUGGACACAGAGGGCGGAUUCUUCCAAAGCAAACUGAGUGUAGCCGAGAAGCUCACCAUGGCUCAUACCAAGGAACUGGCGAAACGAUCAGGAGUUGAUCUUAACCAAUUUGAUACUGACGGCCUUACGGCCAGUCAAUUAGCUCUUGCAGCAAUGACCGCUGCAAAAGAGGUUCAGCCUUAUUCUGUAGCCUACGAAGGCGAAAGGAUGGCUGGUCGUUUCUCCACCACUGACGCGCCAACCAUCAACUUUGACCGAAAGACUUCCAACACACCCCCCUCUGUCCAUGGGGUUGACUCGAGAUCAUCUCCUCCAGCCUCCGUUUCUGGUAGCGGUGAUGUCAAAAAGGACGAUAGUGACGAGUCAUCCACAGCCACCACUCAAAGUGCUCAAGAAAACUCGCAGCAACGGCGGUGGCAGCAACAGCAGCAGCGCCAACAAGAGAAAAAUGAAGUGGAUAAGAACGUGGAGUAA